Messenger RNA from Cuscuta europaea, 570 nucleotides. Lineage: Eukaryota; Viridiplantae; Streptophyta; Magnoliopsida; Solanales; Convolvulaceae. The record is from the annotation of a GenBank genome assembly.
UUCUGGUCUAGUUUGAGACCAAAUCGAACCAGAAAAUUUUGAGAAGAAUGUCGUCUCUACCGCUCCAACCUCUAUACUAUCCAUAUGACAAUGUCCCAAUUCUUCCGAGUGACAACAAUUACACUGUCCCAUCUCUAUCAACGGCGUCGCCGCCGUCAGGGUGGUCGCUUUCUAACAUCGGGUCGUUCCGGAAGGCGUAUUUGGUGGUGGGGGUGAUCUUGGUUUUGAGCUUUUUGUCCUGCAUUGCCAAUAGGAUGUGCACCAAAAGAAGCAUCACUCCUGUUAGUAAUGAAGGAAUGAAUAACUUGGAGUUGGGGAAAGAUGAAGCGGUCAACCAUCAACCUACCUUCAUGCAUGCAGUCUAAUAAUUAAUAAUGUUAUGGCAGGGUUGACGAGGAGCUCGUUUAUUUGAUUCAUCUUAUUUAAUUUCUUAGAAUUAUUUAAAAUUUAGUGGCAUUGUUUAAGUAAUAUUGGCAUUACUAUAAUUUCUAUGUGAUAGUCAACAAAGACAAGACCAUUUGAGUAUAAAUGUUUGUCCUUCAAUUCAUCGGCUAAAUUUAAAUAAAAAAG